CUACAGACUGUCACUAUGAUAGCUGCUGCCUUCCUGGUGUUCCUCAGACCGUACAGCAUCCAAUGUGCCCUCCUCCUGCUGCUCCUCAUGUUGGGGACCAUAGCCACCAUCUCCUUCAUUCUCUGCUGGCAUCGCAAGCUCCAGAAAGAAAAAUAUCCCAUCAAGACAGUGUUUGGUGGUCGAGCCAGGAGCAGAGAUUCCAUCCUGAGGUCUCAUCACUUUCGCUCAGAGGGAUUUAGACCAAGCCCCCGGCAUCUCAGGAGAUAUGCUCGUGCCCGGGUUGAAGAAGUCAAGCCUCUCGCUGAUAUAAAGCAGAGUGACCAGGAAACUUCGUCACCGCUUAGAAAAAGAAAAAUUAGGAGAAGCAGCCGAGUCCAGCCCGAAUUUUAUCAGACUGUCCAAGUCACACCAACUAGAAAGCCGAGCUCGGGCACAGCUUCCUACAGAUGCUCCAUGUCUUCUUCUGCUGAUUUCUCGGAUGAUGAGGACUAUAGUCAGAAGUCUGGAUCUGCAUCCCCAGCACCUGGAGACACCCUGCCCUGGAACCUACCUAGACAUGAGAGGUGUAAGAGGAAGGGCUCAGGGCCAGCUGUCCUGGACCCAGCAGAGAGGGCAGUCCUCAGGAUAGCAGAUGAAAGAGACAAAGUGCAGAAGAAGACAUUUACAAAAUGGAUAAACCAGCACUUACUGAAGGUACGAAAACAUGUCGGUGACCUAUAUGAAGAUUUACGAGAUGGGCAUAACUUAAUCUCCCUCCUAGAAGUACUGUCCGGAGACACCCUGCCAAGGGAACGAGAUUUUUUGAAGACCUUACGGUUGGUGAGUUCAUCGGAAGCAUGCGAGUAUGAUCAGCAUGAGGAUUUGGAGGAUGAGGAUAAGGGGCCACGUGAAAAAGGCAGAAUGCGCUUUCAUAGACUACAGAAUGUACAAAUUGCACUUGACUAUUUGAAAAAACGACAGGUGAAACUAGUAAACAUCAGAAAUGAUGACAUUACAGAUGGGAAUCCCAAAUUGACUUUGGGUUUAAUAUGGACCAUCAUACUGCACUUUCAGAUAUCUGACAUUCAUGUUACCGGAGAGUCAGAAGAUAUGUCUGCCAAAGAGAAGCUGCUUCUUUGGACACAGCGGACAACAGAUGGUUAUGGUGGAAUACGCUGUGAAAACUUCACCACGUGCUGGAGAGAUGGACGGUUAUUUAAUGCUAUCAUUCAUAGAUACAGGCCGGACCUUGUUGAUAUGGAGACUGUUGCUGUUCAAAGCAACAUUACAAAUUUAGAAAAUGCUUUUUAUGUAGCUGAAAGACUGGGUGUUACAAGGCUUUUAGAUCCUGAAGAUGUAGAUGUGUCUUCCCCAGAUGAGAAGUCGGUGAUAACAUAUGUUGCAUCAAUGUAUGAUGCAUUUCCCAAGACCCCGGAAGGUGGAGAAGGAAUUAAUGCUACUGAUGUUGAAGUGAAGUGGAUAGAAUACCAGAAUAUGGUGAACUACCUCACCCAGUGGAUCAGGCAUCACGUUGUGUUAAUGUCUGAAAGAAAUUUCCCAAAUAAUGCUGUAGAACUUAAGGCACUUUAUCAACAGUACUUACAAUUCAAAGAAAAUGAAAUUCCACCAAAGGAAACUGAAAAAUCAAAAAUUAAACACCUGUACACUUUGUUAGAGCCGUGGAUCGAGUUUGGUCGUAUCAAGCUCUGCCAAGGAUAUCAUCCAAAUGACAUUGAAAAAGAAUGGGGGAAGCUUAUUAUCGCCAUGUUUGAAAGAGAGAAAAGUAUAAGGCCAGAGAUUGAAAGACUAGAAAUGCUGCAGCAAAUUGGAAACAGAGUGCAGAGAGAUAGUCUGGGAUGUGAAGACAAACUGAUCCUUGCUCGAAAUGCUCUGCAGGCAGACAAACAACGGAUGGAAUCUGGGCUCCAGUUUCAAAAUGAAGCUGAGAUUGCUGGCUAUUUGAUUGAGUGCGAAAACCUUUUACGGCAACAGCUUGUAGAUGUGCAGUCACUCGUGGAAGGAAAGUACCAGCAAUCAGAUCACCUAGUACAGAGGGUGGCUAUACUGAGAGACGAGCUACUGUCUGUAAGAAAUGACUACUCUUCAGUGUACAGCACAGGACGGAUGAUGGCUUCUGACCAGGCAAAGCUUAUGAUAUCAGGAAUUUCACAAAGCCUCAACUCAGGAUUUUCACAUAGUCUGAACCCUGCAAUCAAUUCUGCAAUGAACUCUACUAUGGGCUCUGCUAUGAGCUCUGGAAUGGGGUCGGCUAUGGGAUCUGGAAUGGGCUCUGCUAUGGGCUCUGGAAUGGGCUCUGGAAUGGGCUCUGUUAUGGGCUCUGUUAUGGGCUCAGGUAUGGGCUCAGGUAUGGGCUCAGGUAUGAGCUCUGCUAUGGGCUCUGCAAUGAACUCUGGUGUAUCCCAUAACUUAGGACCUUCCAUGACAUCAUCAAGCCUGACAUCUGGUCUUUCUCAUGGUUUUAAUUCACAUAUGACUCCAACAUUUUCACAAAACUUUAAUCCAGGGUUAAUCCAGAACUAUGCAAGUGGCAUGAACGCAGAUGCUUUGCAGUCUUUAAAGCUUAUGCAGAUCAAGAAACCAAUGUUAAAAUCAGCUUUUGCUGACCAGAACCUACCAGAAGAAGAAGUCAAUUUGAAAUUUGUUCAAGACCUCCUGAGCUGGGUGGAAGAAAUGCAGGUGCAACUUGAUCGAGGAGAAUGGGGUUCAGACCUUUCUAGCAUUGAGAGUCAUAUAGAUAACCACAGACAUUUCCAUGCUGGCGUUGAGGAAUUUGAGAGCAGCGUCAAGGAGGCCAAAAUGAGCGAGCUCCAGAUUAGUGGAAAUCUUAAAAGUAGUUACUAUGACUGCAUGCAGAAACUUGAGAGCCAGUAUUCCAAACUUCUGAAUUCAUCAAGAAGCCGGCAAAAACACCUUGAUUCCCUUCACAACUUUGUAACCAGAGCCACCAGAGAGCUCAUAUGGCUCAAUGAAAAAGAAGAGGAGGAAGUCGCUUAUGACUGGAGUGAAAGAAACCAGAACAUCCAUAACAAGAAGGACUAUCAUGCAGACCUAAUGAGAGAACUAGACCACAAAGAAGAAGACAUCAAAUCUGUUCAAGACAUUGCUGAGCAAAUGCUGCUUCAAAAUCAUCCAGCAAGAUCAUCUAUUGAGGCUUACAAAGCUGCCAUGCAGACCCAAUGGAACUGGAUCUUACAGCUGUGUCACUGUGUAGAACAGCACAUACGCCAAAACACAGUCUACUUCGAGUAUUUCAACGAGGCGCGAGAAGCUAACGACUAUUUGAAAAGUUUAAAAGAUAUAGUGCUGAGGAAGUACAGCUGUGACAAGUCUACCAGCCUGCACAAACUUGAAGACUUGGUCCAGGAGUCUAUGGAGGAAAAGGAGCAGCUCUUACAGUACAAGAACACAGUCGCUAGUCUUGUUGGAAAAGCAAAGACUAUUGUUCAACUGAAACCACGGAACCCAGAUAACCCACUCAAAGGAUCAAUCCCCAUAAGGGCUUUAUGUGACUACAGGCAAAUUGAGAUUACAAUUUACAAAGAUGAUGAAUGUGUAUUAGCCAGUAAUUCACACCGUGCUAAGUGGAAAGUGAUCAGUCCAACUGGCAAUGAAGCUAUGGUCCCGGCUGUGUGUUUUACUGUGCCACCACCCAAUAAAGAGGCUGUGGAGCUGGCAAACAGGAUUGAGCAGAUGUAUCAGGGUGUCUUGUCUCUGUGGCAUGAAUCUCAUGUCAACAUGAAGAGCACGGUGUCCUGGCACUACCUAAUGAAUGAAAUUGAAGCGAUCCGGGCAAGCAAGGUGUCCUCGAUUAAGACAUUGCUACCAGGAGAACAUCAGCAGGUUAUGGGUAACCUGAAAGCCCGAUUUGAUGAAUUUGUUGAAGAUAGUCAGGAAUCCAAGAUGUUCUCUUUGUCAGAAAUUGGCCAGCUUGAGAGAGAAGUCAAUGUCUGCAGAGUGUACUAUGAGGACCUUCUAAAAUCUGCAGAGAGAGAGGAGCAAGAAGAAUCAGUUUACAACCUGUAUUUAUCUGAGAUUCGGAACUUCCGUCUCCGACUUGAGAAUUGCGAAGAGAGGCUAAUCAGACAGAUCAGAACUCCAUUAGACAGAGACGACAUUCAUGAGAGUGUGAUAAGAAUUUCGGAACAAGAGAAACUUAAGAAGGAAAUAGAUCACCUUAAAGUAGAUUUGUCAUCAAUUUCUGAGAAAUGUGAAGAAUUCUUCAGUCAAGCUGCUGCCUCUCCAGCCUGUGAGACACUGCGAACAGAACUCAGUUUAGUUGUUCAGAGCAUGAACCAAAUCUACUCAAUGUCUUCCAUAUAUUUAGAAAAAUUAAAAACUAUAAAUCUGGUGCUAAAGAACACCCAAGGAGCAGAGUCCCUAGUGAAACUACAUGAGACAAACCUAUGUGAAGAGGAUGCCGUUACAGCUGACAAGAACACUAUAGAAAGAUUAGUGUCUACCUUAAAGCAAUGGCGCUCUGAUGUGGACCAGAAACGGGAGGUGUUCCAUGAGCUGGAGGAUGAACUGCAGAAAGCUAAGACCAUUAGUGACCAAAUGUUUAAAACACACAAAGAACGUGAUCUUGACUUUGAUUGGCACAAAGAGAAGGCUGAUCAGAUUGCAGAGAGGUGGCAGAAUGUGCAUUCACAGAUAGAAAACAGACUACGUGACUUGGCUGGAAUCGGCAAAUCUUUAAAAUACUACAAGGAGUCUUACCUGGCACUUGACUCCUGGAUUGGACAAGUAGAGGAAACCCAGACUAUGCUUCAGGCGAAUGUGCCUGAUAACAGCAAGGCACUGUCAACGCAGCUGGAUCAGCUGAAGUCUCUGAUUUCUGAGAUCGAAAUGAAGCAAAGCAAGAUGGAUGAGUGCCAGAAAUACUCUGAGCAAUAUUCCUCUGCCGUUAAGGACUACGAGUUACAGUUAAUGACAUACAGAGCAUUAGUGGACUCUCAUCAAAAGUCACCGAUGAAACGUAGAAGAAUUCAGAGCUCCUCAGAUGUAGUUGUGCAGGAGUACAUGGAUUUACGAACCCGAUACAAUGCUUUGAUGACCCUAAUUACUCAGUUUGUUAAAUUUUCUGGGGAUGCAUUAAAGAGAAUGGAGGAAGAGGAGAAGUCAAUGGAAGAGGAAAAGAAAGCGAAUGUAGAGAAAGCAGGGGAAAUUCUGAAUUGGGUGUCUAAAGUCUCUAAAACUUUGAGUCGAGAAGGAGGCCAAGAAAUUGCAGAAAAUACACCUGUUUCUAAGCCGCAGAUAUCCAGUGAUGAGAUACUGAACAAACAAGAGGAAAUUUCAGAUGCAUUGCAGACAUUGCAGUUGCUUUUAGCGAAACACAGUGACAGGAUGACAGAAGAAGAAAGAGCAGAAAUCGAGAGACAAGUACAAGCACUGCAAGAGAGCCAGUCUCUCUUAUCUAAAGAGUAUGAAAGACAGCAACAAGAAGCCAAAGACUUGGUAGAUAAGCUGGUGGAACAAAAGGUGGAUAAGAUUGUAUCUGGAACCAUCGAGGAGUCAACUGGGGCAGUUCAAUCCCUAUACCAGUCUAUUAUACAAGGUCUUAUUGAUUAUGAAACAGGGAUUCUCUUACUUGAGGUUCAACUGAUAGUAUCAGGGUUGGUGUCUCCAGAUUUAAAGAUGUGUUUCGAUAUAGAAGAAGCUAAGAAUCAUGCACUCAUUGACGAGCAAAUGACAGUGCGACUGUUGGAGUUAGCAGAUGCUAAAACAUGUAUUUCAUCUCUUUCUUCAGCUGAGUUUCCUAUCAUGGCUGCCUUGGAUCAAGAGUUAAUAACAGAACAUAUGGCAAUAAAAAUGAUUGACAUGCUGCUAUCCUGUGGAUGUCUCUGUGUCCCCUCCACAGGAGAACCACUUAACUUAAAUAAACUUCUCCAAAGAAACUUAAUUUCCACAUAUUUAUUUUCUAAGCUUAUAGAAAAGCAAAAAGUAUGCAAGGAUCUCAUUGACCCUAUCACUGCAGAAAAGUUAACCUUAGUAGAACUUUUACAAAGAACUGUAGUAGAUAAACUAACAGGUAUGAGGUUUUUACCAGUUAAUGCCCAAGAAAAGGGCAAAAUUGUAUUAAAAUCUGGUAGGAGGAUAAAUAUUUUGAGAGCAGCUCAUGAAGGUGUUUUAGAACGGGAAGUCAUGUUUAGAUUGCUAGGUGCUCAGAUAUUUUCAGGGGGAAUUAUUGACCCAGACACUGGGCAUAGAUUGACUCUUGAGGAAUCCCUAGAUCAAGGAAUCGUUGAUCAGGCUACAGUAUGUGGAAUAUUAACUCAACAGGUUAAGAAUGGUGGAAUACUUUGCCCAUCCACAGGCAAAUAUUUAACUGUGGAUGAAGCUGUUCAGUGCAACUUAAUAUCCUAUAGUAGUGCAUUGUUAGUCCUCGAAGCACAAAGAGGGUUCAUUGGACUGAUAUGGCCAGAUACUAGUGAAAUAUUCCCAAUAUCAACAUCUUUGCAACAAGGGAUGAUUUCAGAUGAGUUAGCUCAAAAGAUUCUAAGCAACAGACAGAAAAUUGCUGGGCUCUAUAUUCCUGAAACUUCAGAGAUUCUAAGCUUAGAUUUAGCUGUUCAAAUGAGUGUAAUAGAAGAAAACACAGCCUCAAUCCUCAGAAAUGUACAAUUAAAUGAUACAAUGCCAAACAUAGAUCAGCUUGAACCAACAAACCAGCAAGCAUUAAAAUGGAUAUCUUCAUAUGAAGCCCACACUUCUUCAUUCAGUGACUUUAAUGAAAACAAAAGUUCGGAAUCAGAUGAAGGCCUAACACAUAACCCAGAACAUACAAAACAAUUAUUCAUUUCAUACCUCAUGAUAAAUAGCUACAUAGAUGCAAAUACAGGAGAAAGACUUCUGCUUUUUGAUGGGGAUCUAGAUGAAGCUGCUAAUAUGCUUCUUGAGUCUGAGGACAUAGUACGAACAACUUCUGCCAACGAUGCACAAAUUAACAAUGGCACUUCUUACUCCAGUUGCACUUCAGUAAAUCAGCCACUGGUGUCUGAAAUGGACUGCCAAUGCACUGGGCAUUCUUUGGAAACCCAAGAACAGAUAGGUGAAUUCAUAGAUAAUGUUUCAGUGGAAGGCAUCAACAAAACAAUCACUCCUGGAACUAAAGAUAACGUGGUUGGUAAAGAAACAGAGCAAUCAAAUGAUGAACGAGACCAAUUAGCAAGCAGUGAUGUUUCUCACCAUGAAUGUCCCAAACCACAUAUAGAACUGGAUUUUGAACAAACAGAGAGCUUGGUUUCUUCUGAUGAAAAAAAAGAACAAGCUGAGCAAUUUAAAGCAGAAGAUUCUCACAAUGCGGAAAACAGGCAAACAGACAUGACGACAUGUAAAUUAUUUGACAAUGACUCUGGUGUAACAUCUGAAAAGCAUGACUCGGAAACGUUUUUUGAAACUAUCAGAGUUAUUGAUAAUGAUGAAAAUAAAUCUGAUAUCCAAUGCAGUUCUGAAGAUAAUAUGCAUAAUACAAAUAAUGUAACAGAUCAAAAUUCUCCAGAAGGAGCUGUUGAAAGAACAGAACAUAAUUUAGCCUUUGGAGAUCAGCUGGCAGGUGCAGUCAGUGUUUUGUUUAAUAGUUCUGAAUAUGAUGAAGUGCAACAUGUAUUACACCACGAUAAUACUGAGAAUCCUGAAGAUUUAGCAAAACAUUAUUCUGAAAAACAACAAUAUGAUGAUAGCAGUAGUGAUAGUUGCAGUACACCCUCUAACUUGCAGCUUGCUCCCAUGAAACAUUAUGGCAGUGGAUUGCUUUACAGUGAUUCAGACAAUCAGAAUAGUGAUCUUCCCCAGUUCACAUUUGAUACUGAUAGUGACUAUAGGGGCUCCCCUCUUGAAUUCGGAGAAAAUAACUCUGAUGAUGUUCAGAGUAGCAGUGAAUAUGACAUGUCUGAUGACAGUGACAAUGAUGUUUUUGGAACUUGUCAACCUGCCAAUAUACAGGGAAAUAUGCAAGCAGUUAGAGACAUGACGGCUGAAGACUUAGCUCAUACGAGCUCUGAAGAAGAUACCUUUAACAAUGAAAGUGACACUGAAAACCUGGAUAUACUACAUGCAAGGCAGUUUUUGGAAACCAUUAUCGAGGAGGACUCUGAAAACAACAGUUAUGCAGAAGACCAGGGUUCACUGUUUAAUGAAGACACACAUAACUUGGAAGAUGCAUCUGUUUCAGGGGCAUUUGAAGUUGACAACAAUGAUCUUCAGUUAGCCAGUAACACAGCAUUUGAAGAGGAAAUUAAUGAUGAGUUUAUCGAAAGUUGUUUUUCUGAAACGGAUAUUGAGUGUUUUGUUACCGAUGAAACCAAUAGUGAAGAUGAGAAUUAUAUGGAUAAAGUGUACAUAAACAAAGAAAGGGAAGAUGAUUAUGAUGAGGAGCUGUCACAUAACGUUGUAAGUGAUAAAGCAAAUGACAAUGACGUCACUUCGUCAACUCUAGGUGAUUAUCUAAACAACAGCAGUGACACACAUUCCAAUGGGACAUGCAUGAACCAUUCAGAAAUCAUAAACCAUUAUCCAUCGAAUCUAAACAAUUUAUCUAUGGAAAUGGAACAUGCAGAACCUUAUUCUCAGGUUGUAGAAAUUGAAGAGAACAGUAAUGCCAGUAGUCUGGAAAGUGUAGAUAAUAUUCAGUUCAGUAAUGGAGGAGAAUCAAGUGAGAAUACUAAAAGUGAUACUCAAAGCCAUGAAUCAAAUAGAGCCAUUCAAACUGAAAGUAGUUCCAACAUUGUGCAUUCCAAGAGUCCAUAUGCAAUUUCAGAGCAUCUUCUGCCCAGCACACAGGAUACAUUGAGUAAGCUUCAUAAAACAGACAACUCUGAGAAAACCAUUCAAGCAUUUGAUACUAACUUAACAAAUGGCAAUACAUUUGAACAAAUAGCUGAUGGCAAUUCAAAUUGUCUAAAUUUGCUAGAUAGGAAAGAAGCCAAAGACACUGUUUGUAAGCCUGCUGACCAAAGGUGUUCUGAAAUCAAAAAUUCAGAUCUCAAACUUUCAGAUAAUGAGUCACUUAAAGAAGCUAAGGAAACAGAAAAAUGCAAAAUUAUGGAAAAUUUGAUAGAUGCUAAAAAAACCUGUGAUGUGGUAGAGUGUUUUUCUCAAAGUUCAACCAAAAGCCCUAUUUGCAUAGAAAACCUCAGUGCAAUUUUUGAUUCAACCAGCAAUAAGCAUCCUGACAAUGAUUCAGAGUUAAAUGCUGCCAAUGAUGUGUCUGGAUUGGUGUCAAUAGGGAAGAAAUUAGAUUCAAGGCCUGAAGGUACUAAUAACGUUGGGGAUAUAGCAAGUUACCUAAAGGGAUAUGCUGAAGUCUUCCAAACAGAGCAGCGUUUACCUGAUUAUCCUGUAAAAGAAAAAGAUUGUGAUUCAGUUGAGAAUACUUCCAUUCUUUCUGAUUCUGGAUUUUUUAAAAAUAAAACAUUGUCCAAAGAGCACAGACUUCUCAGUACAGAUCAGUCACAUAUGGAAAAUACAACUGAUUCCCAGUUAGUUACUACAUUUAAAGAUGUUAGACAGCAAACUUUAAGAGAUGGGAAAGAUUGCAUUGAUAACAGUAUGGAGGACAAAAGCAAAGAAUUCAAUGCAGAUUUUAAUCUGCAGGAUCCCAAAUCUCUAGAUGAUCAGUUACCAGCUCACAGGACCAAUGCUGAAAAUCAAUUAAAGUUGGGUAUAGUAGAUAUUGAUGGGAGAUAUGCACAGAAGUGUGAGACAUUUGCAAACACUAUAUCGAAAGAAGUACAUGUUUCAUACAUAAAUAAAAAUGUAUAUUGUGAGAAGGACAACGCACUUACCAAGGCCAAAUCUAUACCAACAUGUGAAGUUUUACAAGGCUAUAACAAUUCUGAUUUAUCCUUGAAAUGUGAUAUGCCUUAUGAUGCUAGGAAAGACCCUGUUGAUCCAAACAACAAAGAGCAAAAAGCAGAUACCAACUACAGUUUUUUUGGAGAACAGAAACCUGUAGUACCAAAUAGCCCACUGCUAGUCCAUUCGCAGCUUGAGCAUAUAUUUCAUAUUCCACCAGAUUCUGAAAACUCAAACAAAUUUGAAGAACUCAUGAUCAACCUAAACAAAGGUAUUUUCCCUAGUGAAAUGAUGAGUUACAAAUCAAACAGUCUGAAAACAGAGACAGAUGGACCAGUGACUGAUAAAAUAUUUCAAGGCAAUGCAUCUUUUCAUGCAAACCCAGAAUCUCAACAUACAACAGUUGAUGAUGUUGAUGGACAUGAAACAAAAACUGACCUGAAAUCUAAGAUCGAUGAACCUGAAUUUCCAAAUGGGCCAAAAUAUAACCAGAGCAAGCUGCCAGAAGUUGAAGAAACAAGAGCACGCCAGCCAACACAUGUGGCACCUGUUACAAUAAAUGAUUGCAUUAAGAAGUUGAGUGACCACCUGUUAGUGGUUCAAGAUAUGAAAUUCCAGCUGGAGAAACUGUUGCCCAUUAGUGACAACUUGGAAACGUUAAGAAUGCAAGUUGAGCAGGUUGAGUCAUUCGAGGGAAAACUGACCACAUUAAACGUGUCACUGAAAGAAGAUCAUAAGGAUGCACAGGACAUCUUAACAACUGUCCCAGAGAAUCAUCUGAGUCAACAUCUUCAAGAAUUAAAUGAACGCUUGAGUAAAGAUUUUGCUGUAAUUUGUGACAUGUCUUCCAGUUGUACAAAACAAAUUGCUUCAGCCAUAGAUUCUGAAAUGUGUAAGCUAGCAGAGGUGCAUCAGAACUACAUUGGCCAACUACAUUUACUAUCCGAUUGGAUCUCAGAGAACAAGGACAGUAUGUGUCUUACAACAGGCAGUAACAAUGUGGAAGUCGUGAAGCACAACUUGCAGUGUCUUAAGGAUAAAGGCAGCCAACUAUCUAAACAGAGGAUUGAGCUGGAGACAACAGCAUUUGAUAUCCAAUUCUUCAUAUCGGAGCAUGCCCAAGAUCUUUCUCCUAAUCAAAGCAAACAGCUUCUGAGGUUACUAAAUACAACACAAAAGAGUUUUUAUGAUGCCCAGAGGAAGAUAACGUCACACAUUGAAACUUUGAAGAGUAAUUUAUUGGAAGCACAAGACUUGAGUAACCAGAAGGAUGCAGAAGUGCAAUUGCAAGAGCACAAGGAGAAGUUGGAAGAGAUGUGUGCCCUCCUUACUCAGACAGAGAACCGCCUGAUUGGAAAGCAAGAUACAUUUUCUGUGCGCGAGAGCCCGACUGAACUGCAGCACUAUCAGACGGAAUACGAGGAACUUCAGAAAGACAUGCAAGCAGGUGCCAGCGAAUUGGCUGAGAUUGUAAAGAACACAGAAAAGUUCCUGCGUGAACAUGGAGACAACCUUUCUAAAGAAGACAGAGCCCUAGUCGAACAGAAGCUGAAAGAGACCAAAGCCAGAUUCGAAACUCUCCGGAAGAAAGCAGAAGAAUCCAAAAAGGAGUUGGAAAAGGCAGUUACAACAGCCAUUAAAAAAGAAACAGAAAAGUCUGCUGCCGUGGAGCAAUUAGAAGAAAGCAAAACUAAAAUAGAGAGUCUGUUGGAUUGGUUGUCACAUGUGGACAAAGACGCAGCAGACAAUGGCAACAGUGUGAAAAUGGCAACAACCCAGCACAAUGGAGUACAUCACAAAGACAGCGGUUUGCUAAGUCAAAUGGAGGAGGUUAAUGGUAACCUUAUAGAAUCAGAUGGCAAGGAUAAAAUUAUCAGUGCACAGGAACAAGAUAAGGGAGAGGACCUGAACAGCCAGUAUCAAAAACUGAAGGCUCAACAUGAUAAAAUUGUAUCUCAACAUCAAGCGGUCAUAAUAGCCACACAAUCAGCUCAAGCCUUGCUUGAGAAACAGGGUCGACAUCUUGCUCCGGAAGAGAAGGAAAAAUUGCAAAAGGACAUUGAAGAAUUAAAAUCGCAGUAUGAGACAACUCUCUAUGACUCUGAACAAAAAAUGAAGGUUAUAAAAACUGUGCAAGAGGAACUAGAAAAAUUCACAACGGAUUACAAUGAAUUUGAGAACUGGCUUCAUGAGUCUAAAGGGGAACUAGAGAAUCUGGAAUCUGGGGCUGCAGAUUUCACUGGUAUCAUGGAAAAACUCCAGAGACAAAAAAACUUUUCUGAAGAUGUUAUUUCCCAUAAGGGGGAUUUGCGUUACAUUACCAUAUCCGGACAAAGGGUUCUAGAUGCUGCAAAGUCUUGCAAUAAAGAUGAUGUCACGGAAAACAACAACAACAUUAACACUCUAGAAACAUGCAAAAUUGUCCAGAAAAAAUUGGACUCUGCCGCCGAGAACUUUAAGUCCUUACAGGACAAGUGCAAUGUCCUUGGGAAUAAUCUGAAGGAUUUAGUAGACAAAUAUGACCAUUAUAAACAGUCUUCCUCAGAGCUCCUAGCAGGGUUACAAACAUCAGAAAGGGCUGUCACCAAGCGCCUGUCAGAGCCAAUUGCUGCGGACACCAGGAAUCUGCAAAGGCAGCUGGAAGAGACAAAGGUACUUUGUGAACAAGUAUCCUCCCAGCAGACUGGUGUAGAGAAACUGAAGAAGGCAGCAGAUGUCAUUCUUGAUACCAGAGGAGGUCUCUUAAUGAAUAAAGAUGAAAUACAAAAGCCACUUGAUGAGAUCGUGGGAAGGUACAAUACGUUGUCAGAGUCAUUGAAUGAGUGGAAUGGGAAGAUCCAGGUGACCCUGACUCGCUCACUUAGUGUUCAGGACGGUUUAAAUGAAAUGCUGAACUGGAUGGAAGGAGUUGAAAAUGAUUUGGAAAAGCAGCAGAAAGUGCCUCUUAAUUCAUCUGCUAUUCAGGACAUCAUUUCUAAAAAUAAUAUGUUAGAACAGGACAUCUCAAACCGUCAGAGCAGCAUCAACACAAUGAAUGAAAAAGUGAAUACAUUCAUGGAAACAGCAGAUAAGUCUACAGCAUCCUCCUUACAAGCAAAAAUGAGCAAGCUGUCUCAGCGCUUCUCUAAAGCUGGAGAGAAUACCAAAGAGCGCAUUGAGUUAAUGAAAGGACUGAAGACUAAAGUGGAAGCAUAUGAAAAUCUUUCUGAAAAGGUGCAAUCUUUCCUAGACAAGAAGGUCCAAGAUUUAAAGGACACAGAUGGUCCUGGCAAGGAUGUGGCAGAACUUUCUCAGUUAAUGCAGGAAACAAGCACAGAAUUAACAGAGCAGAAGCAAAGUUUGGAACAAUUACAGAAAAUUGUUGAUGAAUUAUGUGUGCAUGGCCUACCUGGAGACAAGGCACUGGCUUUGGAGAAAGUAAACUCCAUGUUGAGAAAGUUUAAAGAUCUUGAAGAAACUAUUAAGGCAAAGGAAGAGGAUGUAUCUUCAUGCCAGAAUCAGAUGGAUACAUUUAAGGCGUUAGUGCAGACUUUGAAACGGUGGUUCUUGUCAGUCAACGAAAGAAUCCCCCCAACCCCAUCAAGUCUGUGUGCAGAAAAAUUAUCAAAACAUCUGACUGAGACUAAGAAUUUAUUAUCCGAGUGGACACAGAAAGCAUCUGAUGUACAGAAAGUGAAUAGCAAGGGGAACGUAUUGUGUAAUUUUAUAACAGCUGUGACCUCACCUGCCAAAACCAGACACUCCGUAAAGUCAGGUAGGAAUGCAGUGAACGGGAACGUGUCUUCAGAUGUCAAGGACCAUUUAACAAAUAAAGAACUGGCAAUAGUUCAGAAAGAUAUGUCUGACGUAAGUGAAGGCUAUGGAAAUUUGGGAGCUUUGCUAAAAAAGACAGUAAGUGACCUGGAAGCUCGGUUUUCUGAAUUGAAUCAGGUUCAAGCAGAGAGCAAAGACGUAAUGACAUGGCUUCAGAAAAUGCAGGCGACAGCCUCCACUUGGGAAGCUCCCACUGACAGCGAGGCAGUUCGAACCCAAAUGGAAGAACAUAAGGUAUUUGCGUCGGAAGUACAGCAGAAUGGAAAUAAAGUGGACAUGCUAAUACACAAAUUGAAGGAAUUGCUAAAUGCUAAUCCAGAAGCACCAGAAUCUCCUAAAUGGAAGGAAACACUGGAUAAAAUAGAUUCCUCAUGGAGAGAUAUCAGCCGUCUGACAGUUGAAAGACAGCAAGCAUUAGAAGAGUCUUCAAAUGACCUCACCGUCUUCCAAACAGCAGAAGCCCAGCUCAAACAAUGGCUUACAGAGAAGGAACUCAUGGCCAGUGUUCUAGGACCAUUAUCAAUUGAUCCCAAUAUGUUAAAGACUCAAAAACAACAAGUUCAGAUUCUCUUGAAAGAAUUUGAUGCUCGAAAUCAGCAAUAUGAACAACUGAACACAGCUGGAAAAAAGAUACUCAGCAGACCUGGGGACCUUCCACCAUGUGAUGAAUCUGUCAAAGACCAGUUGGCAGCUGUGGCGUGUAAAUGGGAGGAUCUAUCAGGACAAUUGAAUGACAGAUGCAACCGUAUCGACAAAGCUAUUGUUAAAAGCACUCAGUAUCAAGACCUUCUGAAAGGCCUGUCCGAGAAAUUUAGUGUCUUGAACAACAGGCUAAACAGUAGUAUGACAGCUAGCUCUCAUCCCAGUGCUGUGAAACAGAACCUCUCCACAGCGAGGGAGGUGCAAGAAGAUAUUAAGCAAGAAAUUAAGAAUAUUGAAAAUGUCAAAGUACUUUGUGAUGAGCUGUCAGACUUAGUUUCAGAGGAAUACUUGAAAGCUGAAUUAAAUAGGCAAAUGGAAACAACUGUGAAGCCAUUCGUGGAUUUGGAGCAAAAAGCAGGUUUCCAUGUUGACCAACUGCAAUCAGCAUUUGCCAGUUCUCAAAAAUUUCAUCAGAUAUCAGAAAAUGUCCAGUCUUGGAUUACAAACAAGAAAAAAGAGCUUAAUGAAGCAGCACCUAUUUCUGCCAAGCUGGAUACAUUGAAGUCAUUAAUUACAGAGCAGGCAGUAUUUCGAGAAGAUCUGGACAGCCAGCGUAAGGACUAUGACAAUGUCCUAACAGAGGGAGAGAAUCUCUUACAGAAAACCAAGGGAGAAGAAAAAUCUCAACUCCAGGCCCAGCUUUGUUUGCUCAGGUCAAAUUGGGAAGACCUCAACAAGCAGGUUUUGGUAAGGGAACAAAGUUUAAAUGAUUGUCAACAGAAAGCUAUGAAGUAUAAAGAACUAGUAGAAAACAUACAGCCAUGGAUAGAGGAGCAUCAACAUAAACUGUCAGAGGUCAAGUUAUCCAUAGAUACAACUGAAAUAGAGAAUUCUAUUGGACAAAUAAAAAUUCUUCAAAAGAACACAGAUAAACAACGUGGAAUGGUGGAGAUGUUAAACAGUGCUGCUGAACAUUUAUUAAGUUCCUGUCAAACUGAUAAGGAAAUAAUUUAUGAUGAAAAAGACAGACUAAAUAAACAGGUAGACUUACUUGUUGACAAUUUGCAUAGUAAGAGGGAUUCAUUAGAGAUUUUAUCACAACGCCUCAGACAAUAUCAAGAAUCCAUCAAAGACACAGAAAGACAGCUCACUGUGGCCCAAGAACAUUUGGAAGUGCACAGUUCACUUGGUGCACAGGCAUACAGUAACAAACAACUUACUAUAAUGCAGAACCAACAAAGGGCACUCCAGGGUCUUAAGCCACAAGUAGACCUUGCUAAGAAACUGACUCAAGAAAUUGUUGUUGAUGCCUCUGAUGCCGAAGGAGUUUGUGAUCUACUUAUGGAAGCCGAAUCUCUUAAGCAAAAACAUAGCUCCAUCAGUCAAGAGGUGGACCAAAAAUGUUCAUUUUUAGAAACCAAGCUACAAGGCAUUGGACAUUUUCAAAACAGUAUUCGAGAGAUGUUCUCCCAGUUUGCUGAGCUGGAUGAUGAACUUGACAGCAUGCUCCCCAUUGGAAGAGACCAGGUUACACUACAAUCUCAAAAACAGGAAAUUAAUACCUUCUUAAAAAAACUGGGAGAUCUUAUAAUCAAUAAUGAGAACUCUAACAAGACCUGUAAGAUGAUGCUGGCAACAGAGUCUUCUCCAGAUCUUAUUGGCAUCAAAAGAGACCUGGAAGCAUUAAAUAAACAAUGUAAUAAACUGUUAGACAGGGCAAAGUCCAGAGAUGAACAAAUUGAGGGCACCAUCACAAGAACGGAAGAGUUUUAUAGUACAUUGAAGCAAUUUACUGACGUGCUGAAGGAAGUAGAAGAACACGAAGAAUCCCAAGGUGCUGUGGGAAUGGAAACUGAUGUGAUUAAUCAACAACAAAACAUUUUUACGGUUUUCCAAAAAGAGGAAAUUGAACCAUUGCAAGCGUGUCUACAAGAAGUUAACUGGUUAGGUCAAGGACUCAUUCAAAGUGCUGCAAAAAACACUAGCGCAGAAGGCCUAGAACGUGAUUUGGAAGAAGUAAACUCUAGAUGGAACACCCUAAACAAGAAGGUUGCACAGCGAGCAGCUCAGCUGCAGGAAGCUCUAAUGCAUUGUGGAAGGUUCCAAGAUGCUCUGGAGUCGUUGCUCAACUGGCUUACAGACACAGAGGAGCUGGUGGCAAACCAGAAAUCUCCCUCAGCAGAGUUCAAAGUCGUAAAGGCUCAAAUUCAAGAACAAAAGCUUCUUCAGAGAUUACUUGAUGAUCGUAAACCUACUGUUGAUGUCAUCAAGAGAGAACGAGAGAAAAUAGCAGGCUCUGCUGACCAGGCAGAUAAGGAGAAGAUAUUGAAACAGCUAAGUGCCUUGGAGCAUAGGUGGGAUGAGCUACUGAAGAAAGCUGAGAUAAGGAAACGCCAGCUGGAUGGAAUCUUAGUAGUUGCGGAACAAUUUCAUGACACCUUGGAACCCUUGUCUGAAUGGCUCAACAUCACUGAAAAAAAGCUGGCAAACUCUGAGCCUAUCGGUACACAAACAUCCAAACUGCUACAGCAAAUUGCCCAGCAGAAAGUCUUGCAAGAAAACAUCACGAGUCAUAAUAAAAUUUUGCACCAAACUCUGAGCAUUGGGCAGUCCUUAAAGGCCUUGAGUUCCAGGGAUGAUAAGGAGAUGGUUCAGGAGAAAUUAGACACUUGCCAGGCGAGAUACUUAGAGAUCCAGGAGAAGAGUAACAGGAGAUGUGAGCUCCUGCAGCAGGCGCACUGCAAUGCUCAGAUAUUCGGAGAUGAUGAAGUUGAAUUGAUGAAUUGGCUUAACGAAGCACAUGACAAGCUGAGCAAACUCUCAGUCCAAGAUUAUAGUCCUGGUGUGCUCACAAGGCAACACACUGAGCUGCUGCUCCUUCAGGAAGACAUCAUGCUUCGAAAGCAAAAUGUGGCUCAAGCAAUACAAAAUGGGUUGGAACUCCUAAAACAAACCACCGGUGACGAGGUCGUAAUCAUUCAAGAAAAGUUAGAUGGCAUUAAAUCAAGAUAUUCAGAAAUCACAAAGCUAAGUGCAGAAGUGUCCAAAGUCCUGGAACAGGCGCUAAAUCUUGCAACUCAGUUCCAUUCAGCACACGAGCUGCUUGGCAAGUGGCUGGACAAGGUGGAGGUAGAAUUGAAGAAAUAUGAAUUAGAGGACAAUACAUCAGAGGAGCUGACCAGCAUUCAAGAAAGAAAAAAAGAGUUGAAUCAGGAAGCAAAAGUAAACAAGGCCCUUUUGGACUCCUUAAAUGAAGUCAGUAGUGCUUUGCUGGAACUUGUGCCAUGGAGGGUGAGAGGAGGACUUGACCGGAUGGUGACAGAGGAUAAUGAACGAUACAGAUUAGUAAAUAACAACCUUACACAGAUGGUAGAGGAGAUAGAUGCUGCCAGACUGAGAUCUCAGCAGUUUGAGCACGCAGUCAGCGCGGAGCGAACAUGGAUUGAGGAAAUGGAAAAUAAAAUAAUAGCUGCAGGUCAUAUUAGACUUGAGCAAGACCAGGCUGCAGCUCAACUUCAAGUUCAAAAGGGAUUUGCAAUGGAAAUUUUAAGACACAAAGACACAAUUGAUGAACUGGUUGCUUCAGGAGAUGAAAUUAUGAAUGCAUUAAAUGAAGAGGAAAAGCAAAGCAUGAAGAACAAACUCACUAGUCUGGAGAAGAAGUAUGACAAUAUAUGUCAUUUGAAUGCUGAAAGGAAUCUUCAGCUGGAAAGAGCAGUGUCCUUAGUUAACCAGUUUUGGGAGACCUACGAAGAACUGUGGCCCUGGCUAAUGGAAACUGAAGCUGUCAUCUCUCAGCUUCCACCUCCAGCAUUGGAUUAUGACACUCUGAAACAACAGCAAGAAGACAUCCGGCAACUCCGUGAGCUGAUAGCCGAACACAAACCUCAUAUAGACAAAAUGAAUAAAACUGGUCCUCAGCUUCUGGAACUCAGCCCUGACGAAGGAUUUUUCAUCCAGGAGAAAUAUGUGUCAGCAGACACCCUUUACUGUGACAUCAAGGAGGUUAUCAAGAAACGAGCUGUCAUGUUAGAUGAAGCUAUCUCUCAGUCUGCACAGUUCCAUGACAAGAUAGACCCUACACUUGAAAGCUUACAGCGCAUUGCAGAACGCUUGAGGCAUCCACCUUCCAUCUCUGCUGAGUGUGAGAAGAUUCGAGAACAGAUAAGCGAUAAUAAGAACAUAUCUGUAGAACUUCAAAAGUUACAGCCUGUCUACGAAACCCUUAAGCUGAGAGGAGAGGAAAUGAUUGCUCGCUCAGAAGGUGCUGAUAAGGAUAUCUCAGCCAAAGCUGUCCAAGAUAAGCUUGACCAAAUGGUAUUCAUCUGGGAGGACAUCCAGGCUUUGACAGAAGAAAGAGAGGCCCAAUUGCUGGAUGUUCUGGAGUUGGCAGAAAAGUUCUGGUGUGAUCACAUUGCUUUGAUAGCCACAAUUAAAGAUACUCAGGAUUUUAUUAGGGAACUUGACGAACCUGGAGUUGAUCCAUCUGUAGUCAAACAGCAACAAGAGGCUGCAGAGGUGAUAAAGGAAGAAAUUGAUGGGCUGCAGGAAGAACUGGAUGUGGUUAAUAACCUUGGAUCUGAGCUGAUAUCAGCAUGCGGAGAACCCGACAAACCAGUAGUGAAUAAAAACAUAGAUGAGCUAAAUUCUGCCUGGGACACCCUUAAUAAAACAUGGAAGGAACGCGUACACAAACUUGAGGAAGCCAUGCAAGCUGCAGUCCAGUACCAAGAUGGUCUUCAGGCUCUUUUUGACUGGGUGGAUAUUGCUACAGGAAAAAUAGAGACAAUGUCACCAGUUGGGACAGACUUGGAAACAGUGAAGCAGCAAAUUGUGGAGUUAAAGCAAUUCAGGGCUGAUGCAUAUCAACAGCAAAUAGAACUGGAGAGGUUAAAUCAUCAGAAAGAGCUGUUAUUGAAGAAGGUGACAGAUGUGAAUGAUAGACAGGCAGUGGAAGACUCCUUAAAUGAGCUGAAACUCAUAUGGAAAGCUGUGGAGAGUAAAAUCAUCAACAGACAGCACAAACUGGAAGGUGCACUUUUGGCCCUUGGACCAUUUCAGCAUGCUUUAGACGAGUUACUGACAUGGAUGACUCACACAGAAGAUCUGCUCAGUGAACAGAAGCCCAUUGGGGGUGAUCCAAAGACUAUUGAGAUUGAACUUGCCAAACAUCACGUGCUUCAAAACGACAUCUUGGCGCACAAGUCUAGCGUUGAAACAGUAAAAAAUGCAGGGAAUGAUCUCAUUCAAUCCAGCGCUGGAGAAGAAGCCAGCAAUCUGCAGGCCAAGCUAGAGGCCCUUACUCAACGGUACCAAAAUGUCCUGGAUAAAACUGAACAAAGGAGAAAACUGCUGGAUAAUGCACUUUUCCAGGCUCAAGGUUUCCACAGUGAAAUUGAAGAAAUGCAUCAGUGGCUGACAGACACCGAACGUCAUUUACUGGCUUCCAAACCCGUUGGAGGAUUACCAGAAACUGCCAGAGAACAGCUUAACAGUCAUCUGGAUUUGUGUGCAGCGUUUGAAGCUAAAGAAGUUGUAUACAAGAGUCUGAUGCUUAAAAGUCAACAGAUACAGGAAAGAUGCAUUGAUGAGGGUCCAGAAGCAAAUGUAGAUCAAGACAUUUCUAACCUAAAAGAGAAAUGGGAGUCAGUGGAGUCAAAGCUCAGUGAGAGAAAGGCAAAACUAGAAGAAGCUCUUAGUUUGGCAACUGGAUUUCACAAUUCUCUUCAAGACUUUAUUAACUGGCUUACUCAAGCUGAACAGACACUAACGAUGGCCUCACCACCAAGUCUUAUAUUGGAUACUGUACUGUUCCAAAUUGACGAACACAAGGUGUUUGUAACAGAAGUGAAUGCACACAAAGAUCAAAUUAUGGAGCUGGACAAAACUGGAACACACCUGAAAUAUUUCAGCCAAAAGCAGGAUGUUGUAUUGAUUAAAAAUUUGCUGAUCAGUGUACAAAGCCGAUGGGAAAAUGUGGUACAGCGUUCAUUGGAACGAGGACGUGCGUUGGAUGAUGCACGCAAAAGAUCAAAGCAGUUUCAUGAAGCUUUCACAAAAUUUAUGGAAUGGCUGGAAGAAUCCGAGGUGUCUUUGGACUCAGAACUUGAAAUUGCCAACGACCCAGAUAAAAUAAAGACACAGUUAUCAAUGCAUAAAGAAUUCCAAAAAACCCUGGGAGCCAAACAUUCGGUAUAUGAUACUAUCGCGCGAAGCGGACGGUCCCUGAAAGAAAAGGCAUCACUGACCGAUGACAUACAGAAACUAGAUGAUAUGCUCAGUGAGAUAAGAGACAAAUGGGAUACUGUAUGUGGCAAAUCUGUGGAAAGGCAAAACAAACUAGAGGAAGCAUUGUUAUUUUCAGGGCAAUUCACGGAUGCUCUUCAGGCUCUUAUUGACUGGCUGUACAGAGUAGAACCUCAGAUGGCUGAAGACCAACCUGUACAUGGAGACAUUGAUCUCGUGAUGAAUCUCAUAGACAACCACAAGGUCUUUCAAAGGGAGUUGGGUAAGAGGAGCAGCAGUAUCCAGGCCUUAAAGCGCUCUGCCAGAGAACUCAUUGAAGGAAGCUGCGAUGACUCUUCAUGGGUAAAAGCCCAAAUGCAAGAGUUAAGCACUCGGUGGGAAUCCGUGUGCUCCUUGUCUGUGUCCAAACAGAUCCGGCUGGAAGAAGCUCUGCAUCAAGCAGAGGAAUUCCACUCGGCGGUGCACGUUCUUCUUGAGUGGUUGGCUGAAGCAGAGCAAGCUUUGAGAUUCCACGGACUCCUCCCUGACGAUGAGGUCUCCUUGAGAUCACUUAUUGAACAGCAUAAGGAAUUUAUGAGAAAAGUGGAAGAAAAAAGAUCGGAGUUGAAUAAAGGUGCAAGUAUGGGGGAGGCAAUACUAUCAGUUUGUCACCCUGACUCUAUUGCUACAAUCAAACAUUGGAUAACUAUCAUUAGAGCCAGAUUUGAAGAGGUUCUAACAUGGGCAAAGCAGCAUCAACAGAGGCUGGCGGUAGCUUUGGAAGAUUUAGUUUCCAAGAAGGAGCUGCUUGAGUCUUUGCUGGCAUGGUUACAGUGGGCAGAGACAACGCUCAAUGAAAAAGACAAGGAAGACAUUCCGGAGGAGAUCGAUGAGGUUAAAGCUUUGAUUGCAGAACAUCAGACAUUUAUGGAAGAAAUGACUAGAAAACAGCCAGAUGUUGAUAAAGUUACAAAGACUUACAAGAGGAAGGCAGUGGAGUCUGCAUCCACUCAAUCUCAAAUCCCUGUGUUAGGGAGAGCAGGACGAAAACGGUCACCAACACCCAACUUGUAUCCAUCUGGAACACAGACUCAACUUGAAACCAAGAACCCAAGGGUUAAUUUACUUGUCAGCAAAUGGCAACAAGUGUGGCUUUUGGCAUUAGAAAGAAGAAGGAAUCUUAAUGAUGCCUUAGAUAGGUUGGAAGAGCUACGUGAGUUUGCCAACUUCGAUUUUGAUAUUUGGAGGAAGAAGUAUAUGAGAUGGAUGAACCAUAAGAAAUCUCGUGUUAUGGACUUCUUCAGGAGAAUAGACAAAGAUCAGGAUGGGAAAAUAACAAGGCAAGAAUUCAUAGAAGGAAUCUUGUCCUCAAAGUUUCCAACCAGUCGUCUGGAGAUGAGUGCUGUGGCCGAUAUCUUUGACCGUGAUGGUGAUGGAUAUAUUGACUAUUACGAGUUUGUGGCAGCUCUCCAUCCAAAUAAAGAUGCCUACAAGCCCAUAACUGAUGCUGAUAAAAUUGAAGAUGAGGUAACACGACAAGUGGCUAAAUGUAAAUGCGCCAAGAGAUUCCAAGUAGAACAAAUUGGAGACAACAAAUACAGGUUCUUCCUGGGAAAUCAGUUUGGGGACUCCCAACAACUUCGCCUUGUGCGUAUUUUAAGAAGCACUGUGAUGGUUCGAGUUGGUGGAGGGUGGAUGGCACUUGAUGAGUUCUUAGUAAAAAAUGACCCAUGUAGAGUUCAUCAUCAUGGAAGUAAAAUGUUACGUUCGGAAUCAAACUCUUCAAUUACUACUCAGCCUCUUAUAGCUAAAGGAAGGACAAAUAUGGAGCUUCGCGAAAAAUUCAUUUUACCUGAGGGUGUUAGUCAAAGUAUGACACCUUUCCGGCCAAAGGGUCGCAGGUCUCGGCCAUCUUCAAGAGGUGCAUCACCCAACAGGUCCAAUUCAAGUCCCAAUAUUCAGGCCAAUACUUCUCAAGCCACUGGAACCACCACACCCAAGACACCCCUCCACAUAACACGCAAUUAUGGUAAACCUUGGUUGACAAACAGCAAAACAUCAACUCCUUGUAAGAGUCCAGAGCCCCCAGAAUGCCAGCUCCUAUCAGCAGAGGGAACCCCUAUCCAGGGAAGUAAAUUAAGGCUUCCAGGUUAUCUGUCUGGGAAAGGGUUCCAUGCCACAGAAGACAGCAGCAUAUUAACCACCGCAGCUACGAAAGUUCGGACACAGUUUGCAGAUUUAAGAAGAACGCCAAGUCGAGCAGGAAGCAAGGCAGGAAGCAGAUCAAGCAGCCGAAGGGGCAGUGAUGCCUCUGACUUUGAUAUCUCAGAAAUCCAAUCAGUAUGCUCAGAGAUGUCUGAGACUGUCCAUGAGAGUGGUAGGCCCUCUCCACGAGCAAGUUCACGAUCUUCAACCGGCAGACCUUCCAAAAUUCCAACACCACAGCGGCGGUCACCCAUGAGUAAAUUAAAUAAGUCCACGAAAAGAUAGGGUGACGUUGUCCUAGGAGAUAAUUCAUUGUUCAUUGCCUAUUUAAGUUUGUAAGAUGUAAAAUAUUAUGUAGAAAUUUAUUGUGGAAUAAUGCAAGCGUUUGAUUUUAAUCCUGCAGAUGGCCUUAAAUGUGUCUUAGUCUUUUUUUUACACAUAUUUUUAUCAACAAUAUAUGUUUGUCCUAUAGUUUGAAAAUCAAUUAAGGGAGAUUAAAUUAUAAUAUUGUGUACAUCCGUUGGAGAUGUACAUACACUAAAACAGUCGUUGAAUGUAUUUAUAACUCUCUGCAACCUGGAAGCAAGUAUCGUAUGCCAAACACACUUCAUUAGUUAUAAAUUAUGAAUACCUCAUCACUAUUUAUAUUGCAGCAAAAGGUUCAAAUACAAAACAAGCUUAAAAAGAAUAAAACAAGUAAAAUAAAACCUGUGUUCACUUGAAUAUCAUUAUGCACACUGCGUUUUGAUAUGCAGUUUUAACCGGGUACUGGAUGGGGCUUUGCACCCCACUGGCACUCAGAUGGUUAGCUCUCUUGGUGCCGAACGAGAGAGCAAACUCACAGAACAGUAUUUAAUCACUUACCAGAAAUGCAAUUCUUGUGGCUUUUACUUUAACUUAUGGCUGUGAGAGUCUGUGUACUAGAACUCUUAAUGCUGUCAAGAUAAUUGCAUCAGGUGUAUAAGCGCGGUUUUCUUUUUUGCUUGAGUGGAUGGUUACAUUGUAUCAUCAAUCAACUUUUGUAUCAAAUCAAGUUUUGCUUGCCGAAAUGAAAUAAAACUCGUCAGUCUGGUUGCAAAAUUGA
Molecule: messenger RNA, 23761 nt
Organism: Pelobates fuscus (common spadefoot toad)
Lineage: Eukaryota; Metazoa; Chordata; Amphibia; Anura; Pelobatidae
Gene: DST
Product: dystonin
Exons: 104
Coding region: 16-22962 (7648 amino acids)
Biological process (GO): intermediate filament bundle assembly; wound healing; skin development
Cellular component (GO): hemidesmosome; cytoskeleton; cytoplasm
Molecular function (GO): structural molecule activity; calcium ion binding; microtubule binding
Source: RefSeq, a predicted model, not a curated record